ACGAUGGGUUCGUUGCGCUGCGAACUUUGCUUGGGUCUUCUAGUGCUCCUCGGUCUGGGGUUCUCGCAGGGUUUUCUCUUCUUUCCGCGCCAGGGAUCUUUUGGGUUGCUGGCUGCUGUGGCUAUACCCUUGGAUCUGUCGCCCAAGAACGUUUACAUGGCCUUCAAUUUCGAGUCCAACUAUGCUUUGCCCUCGAAUGACUCCUACAAUCAGUGGAUCGAUAGGUGGGAUCUAGACGAUCCCUUCAUGGGUUUGCCCGGCAAUGUAACUCCCAUCAAUGCACGUGAUGGAGGCGCCUCCGAUGAAGACAACGAAGUGAGACGUCGCUCGAUGAGGUCUCCGCCACCGUUCAGGCGCCACGACUUCUAUCGCAGCGUUAUCAACUACCUGACCCACUAUGGGUACAAUGGCUCCUCCUGCCUGCUGCGAACCAUUUGCGAGGUCAACGAAUCGCCUCUGGAUGCCCACAAUGGGCUGCUGGGCAGCAUAUUCCAAAUUCUAUUCAUGCCAACGACGAGUGCCGCAGAGCGUCAACUGCAGCACGUGGACGAGCUCUAUGAGGCCUCCGAUGCGGGCACGCGCGGCUUUGGCUGCUCCAAAUACGUGUCCCAGUGUGGACACAGUUUGCUGGACCUGAUAAGCAUUGUGUUGUGAAUAAUUACCCCUCACACACACACACACACACACAC
Molecule: messenger RNA, 689 nt
Organism: Drosophila obscura
Lineage: Eukaryota; Metazoa; Arthropoda; Insecta; Diptera; Drosophilidae
Exons: 3
Coding region: 4-654 (216 amino acids)
Source: RefSeq, a predicted model, not a curated record